GAAGAGUAUUUACAAUUCGUCAUGUUUUGUCACAUCAAAAUGUAUAUACAGAGCAAAUAUGUGGUUAAUUCCAAACUAACAAAAUAUGAUUUUAAUCCCCCUUUUUUGGGGAGACAUCUAAGGGUCCUUUUGACACAUUCAAAACUGACAAACGUAAUAAAAAAUGUAAUCAAAUUUAAUUAGUUAAAACUUUGAGGAAGAAAUGGAAAUAGUGACACUACUAUAACAUUUUCACCAGGGUAAAUUGUAAUCUUGACCAACAGUAUUUCCCAGGUAAUCUCUGAUACUUUUCUUCAUGUCCUUCCAUUUUCCACUUGUCCGUGUGGCUGUCCUGACAGGGUGCCACCCAUGCAUUUUUCACGCUAAAGUACAGAUGUAUUUAUGUCGUCAUGCCAUGUUUUUUCUUUUCUCUCAUUCCCCGACAUUCUCCCAAGCGGCACAUGUGCUAUUUCCUCGCAGCGUGGAAUGCGAGCGCCAGUCUUAGAUGACGUCUGGCGGCAGCCGACAAAGUGGAUUGCUCCGGCAAGGCGCGCGUAUGCCUUGACUGGAGUGUCCAGUAGGAGGCAGUAAACGUUGUCAGGUGAAGGAGGUCAGGUUUCUGUGUGGAGGAAACGAGGGGAGGAAGAAAGCAGGGGGCGUGUCCUUGUAGUCUGUCCCGUGUUGCGUAGCGUGGAAAUGUGACGCGCGUUGCACUCACACAUGCACCCAACAGCCUUCACACGCGUCACGCGACAGUAGCGAGCGAAUGUGACCGAAGUGUGUUUGUUGUGUCGGUGUGUGUGUGUGUGUGACUUCCACAGAGGAAAAGUGCCUCCGGCGAAGCCCCCCCCCCCCACUCCGCCCCCCUCCCCGGCCGGCUGUGGUUCCCGGCUGACCUGAGGACUUCACACCGCCACCUUCGGACUCCUGGAACUUAGAAAAAAAAAACAACAAAAAAAGGUCCCGUCAUUUUUUAGUCGUAAGCGAUGCUCAGGCAGCAUGGCCAAGUGGUUCAAGGAGCACCUCGGUUUCAAAACUACCAAAGCACCCCCUCCGGCGCCCCCGAAGCCGGACUACCGACACUGCCUCACCGGUGUGUCCGGCGCGCCCGGCUGCCAACCGGGGACCACUUUCACGCUCAGCCCCGCUCAGCCGGACAUCCUUGCCGCCUACAAACUCCAAAAGGACCUGGACUUCGAGGACCCGUACACUCCCGGUGGAAAUAUCUCGUUCGCCGCGGGCUCGCCGGACCUCAAGUACGUGUCUCCGAAGCACCGACUCAUCAAGGUGGAGACGGUGGAGAAGAGCAACCCGGCGCCGAGUGCCGGUGGUGGAGGCGCUGGUGUGACGGUCGCUCAAGCCGUCGCCGUGGGGAGCGUAAAAUCUCCCACUUCGCCCUCAACGGAACAGGACAAUAAGGAGAAGCUCAUUAUCCUGGAGGACUACGCUGACCCUUUUGACGCCGAGCAGACCGGCGGCACACAGGGCAGCACAGAGAAAGUGACCACAGAGAACGACGGAUACAUGGAGCCAUACGAAGCCCAGAAGAUGAUGGCAGAAAUCCGAUCCAGCGGUCGGGGGACCAAGGACGGCAGCACCAAACAACUUCCCCUGUACGACACCCCGUACGAGCCCACUGAGAACGGCGGAGACUCAGACCCUGAACGCUCUCGCUGCCCCAGAGAGAGUCGACUACCUCAGGACGACGAGCGACCACCCGAAGAAUAUGACCAGCCCUGGGAGUGGAAGAAAGAGAGGAUUUCCAAAGCCUUUGCAGCUCUGCUUUGUUAUGACUGCAUUAGCUACGAGGGCUCUUUAAAUGGCACUGGAUCAGUUCCCCACAGAAGAAAGGACUGCACUUCUAAAUCCCCCACAGUCCAGUUUGACAGCGUGGAGAAGUCUCGAAUGUCACCCACCAAAGAUGGGAAAACACGUCCACUGCAGCGGCACUCCAGCGGCUGCUUGGUUAACACCAAGAUGACCUCAGCGGAGCAGCCCAACUCGUCUGUGGGGGAACGCAUCGAUCCAAGCAUGGCCUUGGAAAGCCAAUUCUGGUACCACGGUGCCAUCAGUCGGACGGAUGCAGAAUCUCUGCUCCGGCUGUGCAAGGAGGCAAGCUACCUGGUGCGGAACAGCGAAACCACCAAGAAUGACUACUCCCUCUCACUUAAGAGCAGCCAAGGCUUUAUGCACAUGAAGCUUUCUAGGACCAAGGAGAACAAGUACAUCCUGGGCCAGAACAGCUGCCCCUUUGACAGCGUACCUGACAUCAUCCACUUCUAUUCCAGCCGCAAGCUACCCAUCAAGGGGGCCGAGCACAUGUCCCUGCUGUACCCUGUCGCUAUCAGGACACUAUAGUGACCCACAAAAAAACAACAUGUCCAUUAUGGAAAGGGAAAUCCCCAAAACUGCUGAUUCUGACUCACCUCACUGUCUGACAGAUUACCACGGAUCCUUCUUUUUUUUCCGGUGGCUUUUUUAGUUAAUUUAUGACAGACACACAUUUUUGGCCGUCCCACAGAGAGCCUCCACCUACAUUUGGCAAGGCUUGUCAUCUGAAAAACUCGAGUUCUCUUAAAAAUUCAUACUAGGGAUGGGCAAUGAACUACAUUUCUUUUAAAAACAAUGUUAACAAUAUUAUAAAGUAUCCCUGAAUGUUCUGAUGUUUUUUGAAAAACGGUGACAAGAAAACUGCUGUGGCUUAUUUGCUUCUUUUUCAGGCAGUUCUCACGAGAAAGUCUAAUUGCAUCGAUGCUUCAAUAACAGGCUUCUAACUUGCAAAACCCUUGAAUUAGUGUGCUUUAGACAAAUUAGAACCGACAUCAGAGCAUUCUUGAAGUUCUGGACUUCCAUUUCAAUGCCAGUGGAGUAUUUAUCAAAACAAUGCUAUGUGAUGAUGAGUGGGUGGGUGCCAAAAAAAAAAGGAACAAUGACACUGUGGGUUUUAGACUUGAACAAAAAAAAGCUGGAACAGGGGCAUGUUUACCACUGUGUUGUAUCACCUUUCCUUUUAACAACAACCGAGGACACUACUUGUAGAAGCAUAGGCAGAAUUCUUUCCCAUUCUUGGAUGAUUUCCCAUUCUUACUUAAGUUGCUCAACAGUCCGGUGUCCACAUUGUCGCAUUUUGCGGUUAAUAAUGUGCCAUGCGUUUUCAAUGGGAGACAAGUCCUGACUGCUGGCAGGCCAGUCUCGUACUUGCACUCUUGCUAUGAAGGCACACUGCUGUCACAUGCAAAAUGUGCCUUGGCAAUGUCUUGGAGAAAUAAGCAGGGAUGUCCCUGAAAAAGAUGUUGCUUGGAUGGUAGCAUAUAUUAAACCUGUAUAUACCUUUCAUAAUUAAUGCUACCUUCACAGAAGUGCAAGUUUAUACACCCCCAUAUAGUCACAGAUGAUGUUUUUUAAAUUUUAUGCUGAUAACAAUCUGGAUGAUCAUUUUCUUCUUUGGACCGGAGAACGCGACAUCCAUGAUUUCCAAAAACUAAUUUAAAGACGGACUGUUCAAAUCACCACACUUUUCCAUUUUGUGUCAGUCCGUCUCAGAUGAGAAACCAUCCCAGAGAAGUGGGUGGCAUUUCUAGGUGUUGUUGAUAUAUGGCAAGAUGUAACGACAAACUGACACUGACAACAUUCACAACACUUUUAUGAAGUGUUCCCGAGCCCACUUUGUCGUAUCCUUUGCACGAUGAUGCCCUUUUUUUUUUCAUGCAGUGCCGCCUGAGGGAUGAUCGAAGGUCACGGACGUUUGGCGUCGAUUUUCGGCAAUUGCCACUUACAGUAGUGUUCAAAAUAAUAGCAGCCUAAUGUGACUAACUGACUAACCAGAUUAAUCCACAGUUUUAGGUUUUUGCUGUGCAAUUGGGCAAUUUGUUCGUUUUAUGAGAAUCUACUGCAGCUACUGGUAACUUGUUUAACAUGUAGCAAAAAAAAGGAAAAAAAUACUGAAAACCUGAAUUAAUCUGCUUAGUCACAUCAGACUACUCUUAUUUUAAACACUAUUGUACGUGCAGCAGUUUCUCCAGGUUUUCUGAAUCUUUUGAAUAUACAUCUGUAGAUAAUGAAAUCCCUAAAGUCCUUACAAUUGUACAUUUAGGUACAGUUCUUAAACUGUUGGGCUCUUUCCUGACGCAGUUGUUCACAAAGUGGUGAUACUCCCUCGCUUGGGAACAACUGACCCCUUUUGGGGACGUUCCUUUCAUACCUCAUCAUGACACUUACUUGUUUCUAAUUACCAUAUUUUCCGCAAUAUAAGGCGCACCUAAAAGUCUUUAAUUUUCUCAAAACCUGGCGGUCCAUCUUAUAUAUGGAUCAAUAUUGAGCCUUUAGUGCAGCACCAUCUAAUGGAUGCAUAACGUAACCCCAGCCUCUACUGUUGCGUCUAUUCUUUGCGCCUUUUACGGUAAUGGGAUGCGCCUUAUAUAUGCCAAAAAUUUUUAAAUAGGCCAUUCAUUGAAGGUGCGCCUUAUACUGCGGUGCGCCUUAUAGUGCGGAACAUACGGUAACCCUUUCACCUGUAUGAUGUCCCUAAAAGGUAUUUUUGAGCGUUCCUCAACUUACCCAUUCUGUUGCUCCUGUCCCAGCUUUUUUGAAAUAUGUUACAAGCAUCAAAUUCAAAGUGAGAGAAUAAUUACAAAAAACAAUAACAUUCGUUAAAGAAUAUUGAAUAUUGUUUAUUGCCGUGGGGCCACAGCCUACUGACGAAGGGCCCAGAUUGUUUCGAUCACACCCCCGAUUUUACAAUUUUCAGUGCCAGCAAAAAGUGGGGUGCGCACCCCUAAAAGUUUGAAAACCACUGCGUUAUUGAAUGAAGUUUGAAAAUGGUUUGCAAAUAAUUGUAUUCUUUCCUUAUUUAUGCUUUAUACAACAUCGCAACUUCAUUGAAAUUGUGGUUUGUAGAAAUGGGAUUAGAUCAUUCCUCAGGAUGUGUGACAAUAAAAAAAAACGAGACUGCGUCUCGUCCUUUUAUUGUCGUAGGCCUGAGCUGAUAUGUUCCCUUCUUCAGACAGUAAGCUAGUUGAUAGUGGUGCUGGUUCAGCGCAAGUACGAUACAGUACUCCAUUUUGUCACCAUUUUAUCUGAAAACUGAAUGAGCCACUAAUUGUAAACAUUCCCAUCCCUAGUUGAUUCUGCAAAGGGGGGAAAGUGAAAAUUGGCCAUGUCUGAGGGGGGGGUCCGGCUUUUGCGUUGAUCUCUCUUUCCCGUCAUCAUCCAUACUCACCCCCAUCCGUCGGCGAGGGGGAGGCGCAAAAUGCCAAUGACGGCGUAAGUGGCAAGACAGGCUGCAGAGAGCCGCAUGAUUGAUGGGUUAACCCAUCCAAAAAGCCAGAAUGGUGGAGCUUAACCCCCCUUUUUAAGCCAGGAGCUGUCCCCCCCGCACCCUGCCCCAACGCCCGCAUUGUCUACCUCAGAAAAUCAAUGCCAUUCAGCCGUCUGUCUGCGGAUCAAUAGGUACAGUGGGACGGCCGGCAUCGAUCCGCUCUCUCCUUCCCAAUUUCCUUAAAAUGGAAUCACUCAUUUUGGAUUUAAAAAAAAAAAAAGAAAAGACAAAAAAAAAAGGACUAUUCAAGGCCUGCUUUGGUGUGUGUUAGUCAUUACUACGAUGCUGUGCAGUUUCCAGCGUUUGGUUGAAUGAAGCCUUAUAAUGCACGGAGAUCAGCUGACUGCAAUCCUGCUUUUGGACGAUUGUUCCAUGACUAAUUUAUUGGUGGGCUUACUCGCCGCCCCUUUUUGUCGUGAUUGUGUUCUCCGGGAUGACUCCCGUGGUGUUCUACGUUUUGCUCUUCUUGUCUGCUCGUCACGUUUGGGCCCAACUCUUCCUGACCCGUCGUGGGGCGGGUCGAUGAACAUUCAAACUGGAACUUUAUGCAUUCACGUCUCCAUUACAAGGACUCAAAACUCUUAACAGUCCUGAUUUGAACCGCUUUAAGAAUCGCAGUCACUUUUUGGAGUUUGCUCACCAAGCACCGCUUCGAUUCUGCAAUAACAUAACUAAGGAAUGAUUGUAUUGUUAGUCCAAUUCUUAAAAUCAUGCCCCUACAGUGCACUCUCAGAACUUGAAGUUGUAGGACCUUCAAUCUGCUUGACUCCAGAACUCAAACUGGGCCAAGUAAAAUUCAAACAUCGUUAACUGGCCAAAAAGAAGACAUAGAAGUCGCUGUUGUUCAUAAUAUCUCAUACAAACAACAUUUAUUUUAUUGUUACUUCAUUUUUUGAAGUUCUGGAUCAAACUGUUUCCGUGAUAAAGUAUUUAAACUGUAGAUUUUAUUGACUAUUUACUGUAAUUUCCGGCCUACAAGCCGCAAAUGUUUUCACACGCUUUAAAUGCAGCGCUAGCGUUAGCGCUCCUGGUUAUAAGCCUCGGUACAGACUGUGGUGACCACUAAUGGACAAUCUGAAAGGAAAAGAAGAAGAAGACACAGAAAGAGUCUCACGCUAGCGCCGCACUAGCGUCUGUUUAUUUUUAUUUAUUAGUAGGCUACUUGAUUUAUUUGAUAGGGCACCUGUUUACCUGGCUAACAUUAGCCUCGUGCCAAUGCUAGCACCGCUCUAGCAUAAAACUUUUUCUGUGUACCAAGGCUUAUAACUAGGUGUGCUCUGUAGGCCAGGAAUUACGGUAAUUGCUUGUAAAAAAAAAAAAAAAAAAUGUUCCUUUAACUUCGUUUUUGCUCUAUCUUUAUCAUAAACAUUUUCCUAGAGAGGUUUGUCCACACAACAUAGCCAAAGAAAAUUGCCCCAGUUCUGAAUUCGUGUGUGCUUUUCGGAGCAUAUUUUCCAUCUCAGAAUCUUUUAAAGUAAAUUCAUGAGGUGAUCUUAAUGAAUUCACCCCUGUUGGUUAUAUAAAAUUCAUCCUAAAUUAGUAAGCAUUAGCAUUGCUAGCUCAGAAAUGUGCAUUUCUGCGAUGACCGUAUUUCCCCUUGUAAAAUAUUUCAGUAAAUUUCCAAAUCAGUUAACUACCAACACCUUCGAGAUCCAAAGGUCAAACGUAACAUACGUAAUAUGACAUUAUGCGAAUGUCGUCAAAUUUAAUUUGCAUUAAUAAUGCUAUCUAACACAACUGAGGCACAUUUCCAUCAAGGACCAAAUUUUCCCCAUUUUUGGAUAAAUUUCUGUACGGUUUGACUACCAAACCUUUCUCUAUUGGUCCAAUAUCCUAAUUUUAUGUUCAGUUAUCUUACUAAUGAGUUCUAAAAGUUAGCAGUGACAUUGCCACAGACAUCCAUUACCGCCAAAUAUCGCGUUGUCCUUGGAAAACUUUGGGGUCAAUUUCCGAGUUGUGAGGGGCAGCACUAUCUGUCACGAACCAUCAAUGCGGGGGCGGACCCAAAUGCAGGACCCCAAGACGAGGACCUGAUGUUAGACGUGGUUUUAUUUGGGAAGCGGGUCGAUACCAAAAAGCAGUCCAAAACAAGGCAGAGGCACAAAAACGCUAGGCUAGGUAGGAUCCAAAAACACAUUCAGCAACAUCUGAUGACUAUGGGGCAAAUUAAUAAUCUUAACAGGACGGGAUUAACCAAAGGGCACAGAAUCACAGUGACGAGGAUAGUUCAACACUACAAUUACUCUGUGGUUGAGAAUCCAACUGGCAGUGAACGUAACAAACUGGUAACAGCCGUGACAAAACUCCAAACUUAAAUACAUUGUCUAAUCAGAGUCCACAUGGAAAACAGCUGUGACAGGUGUCAGAGGUGAUACCGCCCAGAGCGGUGGCCAGGCCACGCCCCUCUUGACCAUGGUCCAGCCUUGCUCAUGACACGAUCGUAGGCUUCUUUUAAUGUACUCAUAAUUUUGUCGAAUUAAGUAAACAUUAACAUUGCGAUCCCAUAGACAAGGUGAGGUGAACUACAAUGGCCCCCAAAACAAGAUCAGUGGUCUUCCAAUCAUUUGCGUUGAAUUUCUUGCGUGAACAACGAAGGUGCAUUUUAACAAAGUUGCUUGGUGAGCAAAUCCGCAACAAAUGGUCAAGUGGUUGGGAAUUAACAAGCGAGUGUUUGGACUCUAGAGCGUUAUCCGGAUCUCUUCUAAGUGUGUUUUAUGCAACCGGAUGACUCACGACUGGCGUUUCAAUGGUACCAAGCAUCCCAAGGGGGUCCAUGAAAAUGACUGACCUGCUCAAAAAGUCCAACCGGGUCGCGUCGCGGUGAGGACAGCUUCACUGCAGCUUUACUAGAACUUUAAGUGGACCUAUGAGAGAGAAGAUUCAGAGAGAAUAUGAAUGAAUGUCGAUAGAGGCUUGCAGACCGGUGUUAUAGUACUCGAGGGGAGGCCUUAGUUUUGGAGAAAAGAGACUGCAAUCCACUGGGGGCAAAAUGUUUCUCUGUGGAAAGAGUAUCUCUUAUGUCUAAAGUGUCUUAAAUUGUGUGUGUGCGUGCGUGCGUGUAUGUUUGUCUAGCGUACCCCUCAUGGCCAAAUGUAUAUACUGAAUGUAUCGUAAGCGCGGGGGACGCAGAGGCAUCUACGUAAAUAAAUAAAAGAAAAAGGUUUAU
Molecule: messenger RNA, 8462 nt
Organism: Syngnathoides biaculeatus (alligator pipefish)
Lineage: Eukaryota; Metazoa; Chordata; Actinopteri; Syngnathiformes; Syngnathidae
Product: SH2 domain-containing adapter protein F-like
Exons: 7
Coding region: 979-2337 (452 amino acids)
Molecular function (GO): phosphotyrosine residue binding
Source: RefSeq, a predicted model, not a curated record